Molecule: messenger RNA, 1750 nt
Organism: Nematostella vectensis (starlet sea anemone)
Lineage: Eukaryota; Metazoa; Cnidaria; Anthozoa; Actiniaria; Edwardsiidae
Exons: 4
Coding region: 503-1750 (415 amino acids)
Source: RefSeq, a predicted model, not a curated record
UUUACAAAGGACACAUGGGGCUCUUUGACUGCUUCGCUUCUUUAUGGGGGGGGGGGGGUUGUAGAAACACUAGGUGGUCCGCGUAGGCGUUGUUGAAACAGGAAUAAACCAACAAAGGCUGAAUGCACGAAACUCUCUCAGUGAAACUACUCUAUAUUUAGAGAGCCGUACAAAAUACAACUUAGUGAACCCUUUCAGCUAAACAACGAUGUGCUCACAGAGGCCAAGGACAUAGGGUAUCUUUCGAAACUACUGUACAUUCACAGGGGCGUAUAACAUAAGACUUCAGCCCUGUGUUGAUUAAUUCUAAUUAAAAUUUCAGAAAAUGGAAAUAUUAGAAAAGGAGUAACCUGUGUCGAUUUGUUUCCAGUCCCUCUGGGUAGAGGGUUUGAAUACUCGCGAAAACCUACCCUUCCAGCUGAUGUAUAUAGAUGUAAUAUAACAGAGUUUCGCGACAGAGUGUUUGAAUACACUCGGGAGCCUACCGUUCCUUUCUCUGUGUAUGAAGCAACCUACACGCCAGGUGUGCAAAGAAGUCACAAGCCAAAUAACCCUCCCCUGUGACAUGUAUAACACAACCUACACGCAAGUCUUGCUUGUUCCAAAGGUAACCGCUCUAGCGGUAAUACCAUCUGCACCGAAAGUAGUACCGCUAUGGUGCAAUCCUUUUUUUGUGUCGUUUGUCGUCAUGGCGACCCUGGUCACGGUGGCUGUUUUAGCAGUCAACUGGGACAACGGAGACCAGAAAGAUGACGAUAAAGAAGACGAGAACAAGAUGUCUUCCGACAUGAGGAUCUGCCUGACAGAGGAACAAUGCGCACAUCCGCCAACGUACAACCCUGCAGCCCUGGAGAAUGAUCUGCGUGGUAAACAUACAACAGACAAUGACACGAGGACAGACUUCAUAGAAAAGAAAGUUCAAGCAUUAGUUCCUUUUCGUGCGCGGUGUGAGUCCAGACCACCUCCUGUCAUGGGCUUUAAUCCAGUGGGCAUCCAUCAUGACAACCACGAGUCCAGUAGAAUUACACUUCAAGAGACAGUAUCUGAUAUCGAAGCUGCCAGUAAACAGCUCGCAGUCAAAUCACUUGCUUCCAUGAAGGGCCCAGAACCAACUCAGCCCACAGAGAAGGAGAGAUCAUUUAAGUCACAGUACACCACAGGCUGGCUAGCAGCACUGACUAGAGUAGUAAGGUGUAUUGACCGCCUGACGUCGUCCAACAGCAUCACCAUUGAUGGACGUCGACUGCUGCCUCUAAAGACCGCUGCACUCGGUCUCACCGAAUUUGACACUGCCUUGGCGCCUGUACUGAUGUUCAACAUCAGAAGAAAAUACCAUUUUGAGUUUCCAGGCGACCACGAGAUCGCCCGGUGUGACCCAGAGGAGUUACCAGGCGACCACAUAAAUGCGACAGGCAAAUACGAAAUCAUCGACGUAGAAAGAGGCAUUGUAAAAUCUAGAGACAUUGUCAAGACCGAGGAGUCAUGUUUGCAGAUGUCCAAGACUGUUUUGGCUGCAGUCUCGAUAGCAGACCUGAACACCACAACACCUCUGAGACCUGCCAUUGUACAGGAAAGCAAUAGCAUUCAUUUAAGUGAUGCCAUAAAAUCUGCUUCACCUACCAUCUCAGCCGAACUGCAACCGUUGCAUCCUUUAAGAACGUGGAGAUGGAGUUACAGCAAAAGGAUGCUUCAAGUGACAAUGAUAACGAAAGUGUCACCCGCAGUAAGGGUAUCGGUGGUCGCGUGUUGA